GUCAAUAAGAUGGAAAUGAAACCUGUAACUUUUAAAAAUGAUGAAGCUGUCACUGUUCAACGUGACGGGAAAACGUCAGGGGGCAGCAGUGCGCCCUCAUCCCUCGGUUUUGGAGAAUCCAAAGCCCCCCAGAGCCCACGGGUGAAAUGUGAUGCUUUCUAAACCAUUCUCGUUUCUCCGUGACCACGUUACCAGCGUCCCUGGACCACAAUAAGAAAAAAAAACUCAUUCCGGCUGCUCCUUUCACGCUAAAACCUCGACUUUUCUUCUAACGUCAGAACUGUGAUUAAACCAAACAGCGAUGCUCUUAUUUUAAGUAGAACUUCCCUUACUUCCAGGAAAUCUUUCACUAACUUGACAGCUGACUGCAUUUAUCUCAGCGACAGCCAGCCUGCGAGCGAGAACCUCCUCAGAUUGACACAGAAUGGAGAGAAGCUGACGCACCGUUAUUUACCGGAACGUUAACUUUUCCGUUGCGACUCUUUCCUCAUGCCAUCACAGUCUACAUGCUCUGCAAGACCCGGAAAAUACUUGAAAGAUAGCUUAUAACAGUUUGCCCACUGAAUAGCUCACUACUCCUUAUUGGCUUUUUCUGUCCCUCACUUUUAUUGUUAUUUUUAUUUUUGGGGAAACUACUGCGUUAUUACGCACGAUGCGCAAAGGGAUGGCUCCUCCGCGGAGAUACAGGACGGGAGUGCGGAAUAUUUUUUAUGUUUAUCUCUCCAUUUCAAUGGCUUAUUCUUACAACAUAGACUUAGAACAUCCUUUGGUGUUCCGCGGACCAAAUUCUAGUUUUUUCGGCUAUUCUGUGCUGGAGCAUUAUCACGACAACACACGCUGGGUAAUAGUCGGGGCACCAAAGGCAAACUCUUCCUACAGUAGCUCUGUGCAGUCUCCCGGAGCUCUAUAUAAGUGUCGAGUUCACAGCAACCCUGAUCGCCGCUGCACAGAGAUGGAUCUGGGAAGAGGAAACAGGCAGAGAGAGUCGUGUGGGAAGACUUGCCAAGGAGACAGAGAUGAUGAGUGGAUGGGGGUCAGCCUGGCCCGCCAGGACAGCGCCAACGGCAAAAUCCUGGCUUGUGCUCACCGCUGGAAAAACGUCUUCUACGAGUCAGAGCAUAUCCUUCCGCAUGGAUACUGCUCCAUCAUUCCCCCAACGCUCCAGCAUGGGACAAAACCACUUAUCCCCUGUUAUGAAGACUAUAAGCAGAAGUAUGGGGAAGAGCAUGGCUCGUGCCAAGCUGGGAUAGCGGGAGUUUUUACGGAGGAGCUGGUGGUAAUGGGGGCACCGGGGUCAUACUACUGGACUGGGACGGUCAAGGUGUACAACCUGACUUCUGACUCCUUCUAUAGCCUGAACAAAGACAACAUUGACUCCCACAGAUACAGCUACCUUGGCUAUGCUGUGACUGCUGGACACUUCUCCUCUCCUAAUGUAAUAGACAUCGCUGCAGGGGCUCCUCAGCACAGCAGCAGCGGAAAAGUUUAUAUUUUUAAAAUUGAUGGUGCAUCUUUGGUGAAGAGUUUUCAAGCCUCAGGGAAAAUGAUGGGCUCUUACUUUGGCUCCUCAUUGUGUGCAGUUGAUCUGAACCAGGACGGCCUGUCGGACCUGCUGGUGGGGGCACCAAUGCACAGCCAGCUCAGGGAUGAGGGCCAGGUGUCUGUGUACCUCAGCAGAGGGAACGGGGUCAUGGAAGAGGACGGCGUGUUGACUGGCGAUAGCGCUUUCAAUGCACACUUCGGAGAAUGCAUUGCCGCAAUCGGAGACAUAGAUGACGACGGCUAUCAAGAUGUAGCCAUAGGAGCGCCCAAAGAGGAUGAGUAUGGAGGAGCGGUUUAUAUCUACCAUGGGGACGCCACAGGAAUAACCAAAAAAUACUCAAUGAAACUGUCUGGGCGCAGCGUAAACCCUGGUCUGCAGAUGUUUGGCCAGUCCAUCUCUGGCAAUGUGGACAUGGACGGUAAUGGAUACGCAGAUGUUACUAUCGGAGCUUUCAUGGCGGAUAGCGUGGUGCUCCUGAGGUCGCGGCCUGUGAUUACAGUGGAUGUCUCCAUCUUCUUGCCUGUCUCUAUCAACAUAACUGUGCCACAGUGCCACGAGGGCCAGCAGAACAUGAACUGCUUCAACGUCACAGUCUGCAUGCGUUUCAGAGGAAGACAGCUACCUGGACAAAUAGAGUUCCUGUAUAACUUGACGGCUGAUGUGGAAAAGCGCCUGAAAGGCCAGCCUUCCAGGGUCUACUUUGCUCAGAGUGGAUCUCAGAUCAGCCAAAUGAGCCACCAGCUCAGCCUGGACAUCAACCGAGAGGAGUGCCAGCGCUAUACCGCCUACGUUAAGAAGGACGUUAAGGACGUGUUCACAGCCAUCACAUUCGAGGUGGCUUACAGCCUGGGGACCCACGUGCUGACAGGACCCCAGGAGCGAGACCUGCCCGCGCUCACUCCAGUGCUGCGAUGGAGGAAAGGGAAGAAGAUUGCAGCGAGGAAUGAAACUUGGUUUGAGAAGAACUGCCUGUCAGACGACUGUGCCGCAGACCUGAGGCUUCAUGGGAAACUGUUGCUUUCUGGCUUGCAUAGCAAACCCCAUCUGGCCCUUGGAGGAGUGAAGAACGUCUCUCUGAACCUGACCAUCUCCAACGCUGGCGAUGACGCCUAUGACACAAACAUCUACUUGAACUUCUCCAGGGAAGUUUUCUACAUCAACUUCUGGCAGAAGGAAGAGAAGGGUAUUUCCUGUGAGCUUGUCGAGUUGGACUUCCUUCAGUGCCGAGUGGGAUUUCCUUUCAUGAGAGCGCAGACUAAGUAUCAUUUUGCAGUGAUUUUUGACACGACUCGGCUCUCUGGAGAAGAUGACACGUUGCAGUUCUUAGUUCAAGCAAAAAGCGCCAAUCCCGAGCACAAUCUCAACGACAACUUUUUGGAUAUCUCCAUCCCUCUGAUUCACGAGACCGACACCACUAUCACUGGUGUGAUUACACCAACCUCCUUUGUGUAUGGAAACUCCAUUGAAGACUCACGCUUUGUCCAAUUAGAAGACAUGGACUGCAACUUUCAACCUCUCAAUCUCACUUUUCAGGCUAUAAACAAGGGCCCCAGCAGGUUGCCUGGCUCCAGAGUGGACAUCAGGAUUCCCAACCGGCUGACUGGCAACGGAGCUGAGAUGUUCCACAUCAUUGAAACACAGGUGGCCAAUGGUCGAGGGAACUGCACUCCUCAUAGGAACCCAACACCAUGCACCAUCCCCCAGGACAAAGAGAGCAUCUUUCACUCCAUCUUUGCCUUCUUCACCAAAUCAGGACGGAAAGUCUUGGAUUGUGAUCGGCCUGGAAGAGCCUGUAUGACGAUCUCCUGCAGCCUGGGUCCACAGUUAAAAGAAGAAGCUUUGAGCAUAGAUAUAAAAGUUUUACUCAACACUGAAAUCUUAAAGACGGAUUCUUCCUCUGUGAUCCAGUUCGUCACACGGGGCAACGUGCAAGUAAAUGACAGGACAGUGGAGGUGCCGAAUGGCCUGCCAGAGGACAUUUCUCUGGUGUUUGAGGCUCUCCACAGUCAGGAGCCAAGGGGUUACGUAGUCGGCUGGAUCAUCGCCAUCAGUUUGCUGGUGGGAAUCCUCAUCUUUUUGCUGUUAGCUGUGCUGCUCUGGAAGAUGGGAUUCUUCCGUCGACGUUACAGAGAGAUCAUUGAGGCUGAAAAGAACAGAAAGGACAGUGAUGAAAGCUGGGACUGGAUGGAUAAGGACCACUGAGACUUACAAUGGGAGUCCCAGAGGAGCCAGUGAGAUUAGGGAUUCGGUUGCGAAAGAUCCAAUAGCACAGGGUCUCUCAGCCCAGCCGCCCCCUGUGGCAUUGGGCCCUUCAGUCUUCCAUAUGUGGAAGAGGAGAAUAUUCUCCAUAUUUUUUGGAGACUUAAUAUUUUUGGGGGGAGGAGGGAGGGAGUCCAGGAAACAGGCUUCUGAGGUGACAAGGUGGCUUGCCAGCGGACACUUGCUGUGGAAUUCAGCUAAUCUCAAAGGAGGUAUCACCCAGCCAGCAGAGCAGAGCUGUUGAUGGAGGCUCACAUCCGUACAGGGAUGUGGAGACGGCAUGAAUACUGGUGGACAAGAAAACCCUCAGGGCUGUGUUACAUAGCAAAUUUAUUUUUAUACAUAUACUUUAAGCCAUAUUGUGUAAAAGUGAGCUUUGAAAAGAGUUGGGGUUUUGAAUGCCAUUAUAAACAUACUAUAUCUACGGUAUGUUUUCUUAAAAGCACUGAUGUUUGAUAAGAAUGAAUGCCUUGGCCCCUUAGAUUUACUUUUUGUGCCAAAGAUAUGUCCAGUAGAGUACAUGAUUGGAAUCAUUUGUAUAUUCAGUUCAUUCCAGAUGCUGGGAGUGAAAGAUUGUAUCUUUUCUGUACUGUUGCUGGCUGAUGAAAAUCUGUUUUACACAUCUGAUUGCCCAUCCCCUCACAUUUCUAAUCAGCCAGAGCUAAUUCUAUGCUACAGUACCCGCACACUGUCCCAACGCAAUGCACUAGUGUUUCCAUUUGUGACACACUGUGAGGGCUCUCUCUGUCUUCAUGAUGACCGCUUUUUUCAUGUUUCCAUUGUUAACCAUGCCUAAAAUGCAAAAGAUGGGUAAAAGAUCAUUCCUUUUGUUCUGGUCUGGCUUUCAGCUGAUUCGCUGGUAGAUGAUAAUAUACAAAAGCUAUUAUUUCAUAGAUUAAACUUAAAUCUUUAUUCUUUAAAAUGUUUCAAAAUACCAUGAGUUUUGAAAGUGGAAUGUAUAGUCAAGCAAAUCUGAUGUAAAGCUGCUUUUGGUAGGAGCAAAAACUGCUCAGGUAUGCAAGGAGACUUUUAUAAUGGACGGCCAAACCUCCCAGGCUCAAGUGAACAUAGUUUAGCUGAAUGUCUUGUAAAUUCUCACUGAAAUACAGCAGAAAAGGAUUUACUAUUGUUCUUGAAAUACCUGAUCACGAUUUAUUUCCAAAACCUUCUCAGACUUUACCGGAGCAUAGCAUUUUUAAGUUUACUGUUAUGUUAUCAGGCAUUGGAUUAUAGUGUGAAAUAUGAGAUACUGUUGCUCUCCACAGCCAGAUGAAAGACUGUCGUGGUAUGAGUAAUGCCCUAAAAAUAGGUGAGAAUAUGCUGCACUCAAUCACUACACAUACAGUAUACAAGCUCUUUGGGGCUCCUGGGAAAAGUUACUUUUAAGCCAGGGUUGAGGGAUGUCAGUGCCCUGAAAAAUCCGCCACCAUACGAACCCACAGCUCCUCUCUGCUAAACCUUUUUCCCCCCUACAGGCUUGUCGGUUCUUUUAAAUGCUAGAUUUAAUUGUGAUUGAAAUAAGACAUUAGCAAAUUCUGUAUUAAAGCUACCCACAAAUAUAUAAACAGUGAGAAAAUUAAAAUGUGGUAAUAUGGGAAUCGCUGGUGCCUUGGUCCCCCUGCUUCUGGCACCUGUUGCUCAGUACUCAUAGGUCAUACCCUACCCAUUUUUGAACUUGGUUUUGAUGUUAACUGCAAAGUUUUGUGUGUCUGUACUUUGCACAUUUGCAACCCUAUCUAGCUGAACAAACAGAUAAAUUCAUGUAAUCUUAAAAAAAAACCCAAAACUUUAAUUAUGCUCCAAAAAAGAUUCAAUUUAAGAGUCAAAAGCUUUAACAAUCAGCAUUGGGUGAUAAGAUUUACAUUAAAAUAGAUAUGCAGUAUAUAAGUAUAAAGUACCUUUUGGUAAUUUCUUCAGUAGACCAGUCAGAUUUAAACGUGCAAUGCCAAAGAACUAAAACUUUAUCGUCACUUUAUUGAUCACUAUGAUUGCUUCGCUCUAAAAUGUGCUGUAUAGAUCUUCUGACACCAUUUACUUCCACUGGUAAUACAGCGUAUACUGUACACAUCCACGCCUUCCCUCUGCAUCUGUUAAACCGUUGCUAUGUAUUAAUGCAGAGAAACCAACACUUGACUUUUUUUUUCUUUUUUUUUAACUGUGAUGAUUAUACUUUGUUUUUAUGUUUGUCACCUUUAAUCGCAUCGUUAUUUGGGGUUUUGUUCUGAGUAUACUACUGUCACUGAAUAUCAUUUCCAUUAUAGUGUGCUGUACGUUUGAUGUUUAAAAUCAUGUUCCAGCUGUAUAUUUAUCUGUUGAUGAAUUUUAGAAUGAAGUCUCUUGUUAUCAACGUGGCUCCAGUGUUUGCUGCUUAUUUGUGGUGAAUGGUGCUCUCUGCUGGCAGCUUUUCUUCAGUCACACCAAACAAAAUUCAACAAUGGGGAAAAACACAAAACUGCUUGUUCAGGUUUUUAGAAAAUGCUAUUUGGGGGGAAAUACUGUUAAAAAUAUAUUUUAAUAAACUUUUCACUGAUCAUUUACACUAAGUACAUUUAUAAGUAGAUGUUCUUAGAUUAUUAGAGCUGAAAUAACAACCAGUCCACAGAAAAUGACCAUUCUGAUAAGCUAAAAUCCCCAAAAUGGCAAAUAUAUAUUUAUAUUUUGAUCUUGUGUCAUUGGGAAUUAAAUAUCAUUGAUUUUUUGUUCUUUUGGGCUACAAAACUUUAUCUUUAUUUUAAAGGGCUACAGUGGAUUCGUUGGGUGCUGAUGACUUUUUAUACAAAUGUAUUGAUACAGUAUGAUGGUGUAAUAUCAUGAGUUUUAGAAAAGACUACCAUUUAACCUGAAAGUAUAAAAAAAUCCAAAUUAGCUCAUAUCUUAAGCACUGAAAAUAACGUGAAUGCAUUUUAAAGGAACCCUGGUCAGAAACAACAUGUUAUGUACAAUAUUCAAUGUUCUAAUGUCCUCUUUCUAUUUUGCUAAGAGUUUUCCCAUAUCUUCUUGAAGAUCCUAAUAAUUUGCUACUAUAUUUUCACUGACCAUGUGCCAGAAAACUGUAAAACUCUCUUUAAAAGUUCAACCACACCUGUGAUGAAGUGUCACAUAAACAAUACUGGCUCUUCAAUACCAUAUAGUAUAUUAAGGUUUAGGUUUGCUAACAAAGCAUUAUCUCAAAGAAUAUGGUAACUAAUCAGUCAAUACAUUAAAGCUUGAUGAAGCUGCGUGCUGUUGAUCAGGUGACACCAGUUGCUAUGAAACACUGAAGUCAAGAACAAGCUGCUGUGGUGAGCAAAUCAAUUAUUAAAAAAGCUACCACGCUAAAUACAGCAGGAAUACAACAACAUUUAUGGUAUUCACUUUCUUUUGACCAGAGAGAAUCAGUCUCUUAACUAUGUCCUCAUUGUUCGAUCAUGGGUUGAUCAGGACUGUAGCAGUUGAGCAGGUGGUUGCACCAAUUGCAAUUCAUAUAUGCCGCCUGGUGUUGCUGUGUGACAGCGCAGAGGAACCUGAACAAUUCAGCCAGCUGGAGGGGGCAGCUCAGACUGUGGCUAAAGCUACUGAGAACAUGGCAGCAGUGGCUUCCAGGUAUGUACUGUUAUGAAAAUCAUAAUGUAUAAUACUUCAAAUGAAGCAAUAGCCUGCAGAGAGGAAAGAAGUAUCUUUCAGUUUAACCUUUUCUUGUAAUUUCCUGCAUCUUUGGAGCUAAAAGAGGCCACCCAAACACAUAAGAUAUCAAUGGAAAGGCCAGGAUGUCCUCUAUUGGGGACAUCAGGACUUAGAAGGGUAGCUCAAAUAAGUCACGAGAUAUAGACAAAUGUCCAUUACACAGGAUCUAAAUGAAUAAGCUGGCUCUCAGGAGGAUAUAGGAAAAUCAAAUUUAAUUAUUUAAUCUGUAUGAAACUGAAAUGUGUAAUACAACCCAAAUAGGGGAAGAGUUAGAAUACUUAAGAGAAUGCAGAGAUUUGCAAAUCUCAGGCAUUAUUCACAAUAGAACAUAGAACACAAAUUAAAUGUUUGAACUGAGAAAAAGUACAAUUUCAGGAAAAACAUUAGCUCAUUUUGAAUUUUAUGGAUGCAACAUGUCUCAAAAAACUGGGAUGAAGGCAACAAAACUGGAAAAAUAAGUGGUACUCAAGGGACAUUUUACAGUUAAUUAGAUA
Messenger RNA from Haplochromis burtoni (Burton's mouthbrooder), 7959 nucleotides. It is a transcript of the gene itga9, whose product is annotated as integrin, alpha 9. Bases 653 to 3745 code for a protein of 1030 amino acids. Gene Ontology annotation, cellular component: external side of plasma membrane; integrin complex. Lineage: Eukaryota; Metazoa; Chordata; Actinopteri; Cichliformes; Cichlidae. Gene Ontology annotation, biological process: cell adhesion mediated by integrin; cell-cell adhesion; integrin-mediated signaling pathway. The transcript has 28 exons. Gene Ontology annotation, molecular function: integrin binding. The record is from RefSeq and is a predicted model, not a curated record.